This is a messenger RNA of Anoplophora glabripennis (Asian longhorned beetle), 2532 nucleotides long. RefSeq names its product NHL repeat-containing protein 2. The record is from RefSeq and is a predicted model, not a curated record. The transcript is spliced from 6 exons. Gene Ontology annotation, molecular function: protein binding. NCBI's taxonomy places the organism in Eukaryota, Metazoa, Arthropoda, Insecta, Coleoptera, Cerambycidae. Bases 115 to 2313 code for a protein of 732 amino acids.
UUGACUUGUCAAAUAACCAGGGAAAGUAAUUCAAAGAGGAUAAAGGUUUUUCCCAUUUAAAUUUCAACUUGAUAUCUUGAUAUUAUUCAUACACUUUUUAUUGUUAAGUGAACCAUGAAUUUUUUUAGGACAAUUGUGCAGAACGUAACUAGACGUUUUUCCAUGAUGGAAUCUGCUGAAAAUUAUUUAUACUAUUCCCAUGAAAAACUGCUCAACCUUAUUCAGGAAAUAGGUGAUGAAGACGUUGCUGUUCAGGAAUAUUUGAAGAACGUAAAGUAUGCCCCAAUUAAAGAUUUCGAGCAAGGACUUGAAUGGUUCAAUGUAUCAGAUGCCCUAUCAUUUAAAAAGCAUUUAAAAGGGAAAGUUGUCGUCUUGGACUUUUUUACUUAUUGUUGUAUAAACUGUAUGCAUAUUUUACCAGAUCUUCGUGAAAUCGAAAAUCAGUUUUCUGUCGAGGAUGGCUUAGUUGUGAUUGGCGUUCAUAGUGCUAAAUUUGAGAAUGAGAAAAUAUCCUCGAAUAUCUUGGCAGCAGUCCAACGCUAUAACAUCGGUCAUCCUGUAGUGAAUGAUGCUAAUUCUGAUAUGUGGAAAAACUGUGAUGUCCAAUGCUGGCCCACUCUUUUAAUGCUUGGCCCAAACGCGAACCCAAUAGUCAUGUUAACAGGAGAGGGGCACAAAGAAGAUCUCCAACUGUACAUAAAAAACGCUUUGGCGUUUUACAAAUCGAAGAACCAAAUAUCAGAUCAUAAAUUACCAUUCCUACCAGCAUAUCACUUACUUCCUGACCUCAAAGGCCCUUUGCUUUUCCCUGGGAAGAUCACCAACAUUUUAGACGAGAAUAACCACGAGAUUCUAGCUGUUUCUGACACGGGAAAUAAUAGGAUAUUGAUAAUUAAGGGGGACGGCACUAUUUUGCAGCAAAUCGGAGGGAAGAAACUCGGUUUUAAGGAUGGAAAUCUUGAAGAUGCAGAGUUUAAUAAUCCUCAAGGCCUCGCGUUUCAGAAUAAAGACGUUUUGUUUGUUGCCGAUACCGAAAAUCACGCAAUUCGGAAAAUCAAUUUAAAGAAUAGAACCGUCGAGACUGUAGCAGGUACCGGUUUCCAAGGUCACGACCGAACGGGCGGAAACCUGUGGAAGAAACAAACCAUCUCGUCCCCCUGGGACGUGUGCAUCUACCGCACAGCCGACAUGGACCUGACGUUUCACCCAGAUGGCAAACCUCCUAUGAGAGACGUCCUGAUUAUCGCCAUGGCUGGAACCCACCAGAUCUGGGCGUUAUUCCUGGAGGACACCGUCUGGUGGAAGUGUAAGAAGUACCCGGCCGGCGCGUGCAUUAAUAUAGCCGGUUCGGGAAAGGAGGAAAACCGAAACAACAAUUACCCUAACUCUGCCGCGUUUGCUCAGCCCUCGGGAUUGGCGCUUUGCGCCAAGAAUAAGGAGGUUUACAUAGCCGACAGUGAGAGCUCGAGUGUGAGGCGGUUAUCUCUCGUAGAUGGGAAAGUGACGCCGGUUGUUGGAGGAGAUAGGAAUCCAUAUAACCUUUUUGCGUUUGGAGACAAGGACGGGAGCCUGUUCGACGCCAAACUUCAGCACACUCUCGGUCUGUCGGCCACGGCGGACGAAAAAACUGUGUUCGUGGCCGAUACGUACAACCACAAAUUGAAAAAAAUCGACAUCGCUCAAAACUCCGUAACGACCCUAGUUCCACCGGAUGGAGACACCUCCAACGGUACCUUGCGGUGCUUCAACGAACCGGCUGGUAUGUGCGUCAGCUUCGACAAUAAAAAACUCUAUCUGGCGGACACGAAUAACCAUUUCAUUAAAAUUGUCUAUUUGGGGUCCAAGUCGAAUAUCACGAAAAUCGAAAAAUUAACCCUUAAGAAGCUCACAGAAAAGAAAUCGGUGCUGGAUAAAUCAAAGUACACCGUGAUAAACUGCAAACCUGUGAUCGUUAACUCGAAUGGCGGUAAAGUGAUAACUAGCAUCGACGUUUCCUUCAAAAACGAUUUGAAGCUAACCGACGACGCACCACAAAGCUGGCUGGUGGAUCUGCCGGACUCCACUUGGUCUUGCGUGCCAAAAAACGGGUCCAACCUCAAGAAUAUUAAUUUAGUUAUUAGCGUGCCGCUCGAAAGGGACGCCAAGGAUAAUUUCGCCGAUAUCGUUUUUAGUCUCGUGACUUGCACCCGGGAAACUUGUUUGCCGAAGAAUUUUAUCAUUAGACUACCGGUGGUUUAUUCUAAAGACGCGUCGACCAGCGUAACUAGGAAGAUCGAGGUGGGCGCAAGUCCAUCCGAUGUUAAAAUUGUUUAAACGGUGAUAUUUCUGCGUGUUAUGGAAGCUUGUGCUUUUUAUAGCUUGAUUUACGGUAAACCAGUGUUAUUAUCGGGUUUUAUUUGUAUUUUACGAGAGCCAGUUUUGUAUAGGUUUCAAUGCAGCAGAGUUUUUGGUUUAUGUAGUAAAUGAAAAUAUUUUUUUUUUAAGUUUUCCCUGAGAGAAUAUAAAACUAAUUUUUUUAUUUUAUUUUUUUAA